Messenger RNA from Rattus norvegicus (Norway rat), 3368 nucleotides. RefSeq names its product G protein-coupled receptor 61 (gene Gpr61). Gene Ontology annotation, molecular function: arrestin family protein binding; G protein-coupled receptor activity. Gene Ontology annotation, biological process: signal transduction; G protein-coupled receptor signaling pathway; ligand-independent adenylate cyclase-activating G protein-coupled receptor signaling pathway. The record is from RefSeq and is marked validated. Gene Ontology annotation, cellular component: endosome membrane; membrane; endosome. Bases 646 to 1995 code for a protein of 449 amino acids. The transcript has 2 exons. Lineage: Eukaryota; Metazoa; Chordata; Mammalia; Rodentia; Muridae.
AGCCUUGGAGAGGCAUCAGCUGAGAAGAGCUAUCACAGAGGAGCUGGGAGCUGCUCAGCAAAGAUGCCUUCAUGAGGAAACUGGAGUCCAGAAGAGUUGCAGAGUGAGUAAUACCCAGACCUGGAGCUAGAAGCUGAAUCUCAUGUUCCUUCUACUCCCCGUUCUGAUGAGAAAAUCAGAAAGUUCACAAAAUCAGCCCUAAAGCCAGAGCACUGUCCUAGAGCAAAGCAGGACCCUGGAGAAGGGAGACAGAGGAUUCAGAAUCGCCCUCAAAAGGGAAGAAAAGCAUGAAGAACUAGAAAAGAAAGUGGAAGAGAGGCCUUUCGGAAGGUGGAGUACUGCAUAGCAUGAGAGGAUCAGUCUCCGACAUGGCUGCUGAGUCCCAUCCCUCGGGCUGACCCUGGGGCUACCUUCUGACAGAAACUGGACAUGAGCUCCUGACUUUGGAGCAGCCUGGCCUGGCACCCUGUCCACAUAGGAGCCCAACUAGGAGGGCUGGUGAUAAAAGCCUGCCUUACAGGCUCCAGCAGAAGGCCCCCCAACAAAAUUGGGAAGCCUGGACCUGGGCUUACAUCCCAGGGUUGUGGAGUAGGAUGGGGGAUGGGCCUGUAACAGGAAGUGCCCUGGGUGUCCUUUUUCGGCCCCAUGGAGUCCUCACCCAUCCCCCAGUCAUCAGGAAACUCAUCCACUUUGGGAAGGGCCCUUCAAACCCCAGGUCCCUCUACGGCCAGCGGAGUCCCAGAGUUGGGACUAAGGGACGUGGCUUCGGAAUCUGUGGCCCUCUUCUUCAUGCUUCUGUUGGAUCUCACUGCUGUGGCGGGCAAUGCUGCUGUGAUGGCUGUUAUUGCCAAGACACCCGCCCUCCGAAAGUUUGUUUUUGUCUUCCAUCUCUGUCUGGUGGACCUGCUGGCUGCCCUGACCCUCAUGCCCCUGGCCAUGCUCUCCAGCUCUGCCCUCUUUGACCACGCCCUCUUUGGGGAGGUGGCCUGCCGCCUCUACCUGUUCCUGAGCGUUUGCUUUGUCAGCCUGGCCAUCCUUUCGGUGUCUGCCAUUAAUGUGGAGCGCUACUAUUAUGUGGUCCACCCCAUGCGCUACGAGGUGCGCAUGACACUAGGGCUGGUGGCCUCUGUGCUGGUGGGCGUGUGGGUAAAGGCCCUGGCCAUGGCGUCUGUGCCAGUGUUGGGAAGGGUCUACUGGGAGGAAGGAGCUCCCAGUGUUAACCCAGGCUGUUCUCUCCAAUGGAGCCAUAGUGCCUACUGCCAGCUUUUUGUGGUGGUCUUUGCUGUUCUUUACUUCUUGCUGCCCUUGAUCCUGAUCUUUGUGGUCUACUGCAGCAUGUUUCGAGUGGCUCGCGUGGCUGCCAUGCAACAUGGGCCGCUGCCCACGUGGAUGGAGACGCCCCGGCAACGCUCUGAGUCUCUCAGUAGCCGCUCUACUAUGGUCACUAGCUCCGGGGCUCAUCAGACCACCCCACACCGGACGUUUGGGGGUGGGAAGGCAGCAGUGGUCCUCCUGGCUGUCGGGGGACAGUUCUUGCUUUGUUGGUUACCCUACUUCUCUUUCCAUCUCUAUGUUGCCCUGAGUGCUCAGCCCAUUUCAACAGGACAGGUGGAGAAUGUGGUGACCUGGAUCGGCUACUUUUGCUUCACUUCCAACCCUUUUUUCUAUGGAUGUCUCAACCGUCAGAUCCGGGGCGAGCUUAGCAAACAGUUUGUCUGUUUCUUCAAGGCAGCUCCAGAGGAGGAGCUGAGGCUGCCGAGUCGCGAGGGCUCCAUCGAGGAGAAUUUCCUACAGUUUCUCCAGGGUACAUCUGAGAACUGGGUUUCUCGGCCCCUACCCAGCCCUAAGCGGGAGCCACCGCCUGCUGUUGACUUUCGAAUCCCAGGCCAGAUUGCUGAGGAGACCUCGGAGUUCUUGGAGCAGCAACUCACCAGCGACAUCAUCAUGUCGGACAGCUACCUCCGUCCUGCCCCUUCACCAAGGCUGGAGUCAUGAUGGACAGACACUAGGAGGGAAUAAGGCUUGGGGCUGGUUUAUCAUCUCAAGGAUUGCUUUUCCAGCUGGCUGGGGUUUGGACUCGGGUCUCUGGACUUAGCUUUUGUGUGGUGUUUCCUGGGUCAGGACCAGAGUCAACGGGAUGGACAUGUGGCAAAAAGCCUUGGACUUGGCUGUGAUCUUUGACUAUUGGGGGAGGGAUCCUGGGUAUGGUGAGACGGUGAUGAGAGAAAAGGGUGACAAAGGUGAGGGAAAGCCUUUCUACCAGUGAACUCUUCGUGCCUCAGGAGACAGGGCAACUUCUGGGUAGGCAUUGGAGCAGCAGGCUAGGAGCAGUUAUUCUGGGGACCGUUGAGGUUUACUUCUUUCCAGUGUCAUAGUCCAGACUAAUAUUUAUACUGAGACAAGGUAAGAAAAUGGCCCACAUCUUCUCAUUUGCUAACUAGGUUAAAAAAAAAAAAGACACGACUAGUCAAGUGUUUCCAUGAGUUAAUAGAUCCCUUCCUGAAAGUUAAUGUCUAAAGUGAGGAGAGGAACUGUAGGGGUGGACUCUUUCCUGGAUUUGGCCAGCAGCAAGGGAAAAUUGCAAUUAGGGUAGUGGAGAGAAGACAGAAAAGCUCGGCAGCUCUCUCUCCUUCUCUUUCCUGCUUGUAGGAAAUCAAGUGGGUCCUGACCUCAGCAGAGAUGAGCCGGAGACAGGAUGCCCCUUUCCUCCCUGUCUUUUGAGUAACUAGAAUGACUCAGGGUCAGGGAGCUGAGGGUGGGUGUUAGCCUUUGAAUUGGUAAUGCGGCUGGAUACAGAAAGGCCAGGUAAAUUACUCUGAUCAAUAAUACUGCCAAUCUUUUCUUUCCAGGACUGGCCUCCCUGAUCUAUCUCCUCAUGGCAGUGACCCACUUCCAGCCCCCUGGACACUCGGGUACAAGAGACUCAGGUUGGGCAUGGGAAGGGUGGGGUCUCCAUAGUCCACGAAAUGCCUCCUUGUUCUCAUUCAUUGCUCUCAAAAUUAGCUUCUGUGACAAAGAUUUAAUCUGUUUCCUACCUGCAGCCCUAGGUUGGAGAGAGAGAGAACAGAGAAUUGGGCUUUGCUGUUCAUUGAUUAAGACUAUAGGAACCAUGUUGGUUAGUAUCAGCAAUGGUACUUUCAAUGGAGAGGGAUUAAUUGCAAGCUGGACAGGCUUCCCCUCUGGGCCCUGUCCAUUCCAUUUCCCUCAGCUGAAUACUAACGGGCCAAAGUAGGACCAGAGGGUGAUGUGGUCUAUAUCUGAACAAAUCUCUGGUUCACUGAACAUGAAAGAGGGAAAGUGGGAUGGGGUGGAGUAGUUUCCCCUUUGAAAAAAAAUAAAUUUUAUGAUAAAAGUUAUAUUAAUAUCAA